This is a messenger RNA of Gymnogyps californianus (California condor), 3654 nucleotides long. It is a transcript of the gene KCNK1, whose product is annotated as potassium two pore domain channel subfamily K member 1. The transcript is spliced from 3 exons. Gene Ontology annotation, biological process: stabilization of membrane potential; potassium ion transmembrane transport. Bases 1 to 1011 code for a protein of 336 amino acids. Gene Ontology annotation, cellular component: membrane. The record is from RefSeq and is a predicted model, not a curated record. Gene Ontology annotation, molecular function: potassium ion leak channel activity. Lineage: Eukaryota; Metazoa; Chordata; Aves; Accipitriformes; Cathartidae.
AUGCUGCAGUCGCUGGCCGGCAGUUCCUGCGUGCGGUUGGUGGAGCAGCACCGCUCCGCUUGGUGCUUCGCCCUGCUGGUGCUGGGUUACCUGCUGUACCUGGUGUUCGGCGCCGUGGUCUUCUCCUCGGUGGAGCUGCCCUACGAGGACCUGCUGCGCCAGGAGCUGGGCAAGCUGAAGCAGCGCUUCCUGGAGGAGCACGCCUGCCUCUCGGAGCAGCAGCUGGAGCAGUUCCUGAUGCGGGUGCUGGAGGCCAGCAACUACGGCGUCUCGGUGCUCAGCAACGCCUCGGGCAACUGGAACUGGGACUUCACCUCCUCCCUCUUCUUCGCCAGCACCGUCCUCUCCACCACGGGUUAUGGACACACAGUGCCUUUAUCUGAUGGAGGAAAGGCCUUCUGCAUCAUCUAUUCAGUCAUUGGGAUCCCAUUUACACUGCUUUUCCUGACAGCAGUGGUACAGCGCAUCAUUGUAUAUGUCACCAGGCGGCCUGUACUUUAUUUCCACAUUCGCUGGGGCUUCUCCAAGCAGAUUGUUGCAAUCAUCCAUGCUAUAGUCCUUGGGUUCAUCACUGUCUCGUGCUUCUUCUUAAUCCCAGCAGCAAUAUUUUCUGUUCUGGAAGAUGACUGGAAUUUUUUGGAAUCUUUUUACUUUUGUUUCAUUUCCCUGAGCACCAUUGGCCUUGGAGACUAUGUGCCAGGAGAAGGCUACAAUCAAAAAUUCCGAGAGCUGUAUAAAAUCGGAAUUACAUGUUAUCUAUUGCUGGGCCUUAUCGCAAUGUUGGUGGUUCUCGAGACUUUCUGUGAACUCCAUGAGCUCAAAAAGUUUAGGAAGUUGUUUUAUGUGAAGAAGGACAAGGAAGAGGACCAAGUGCAUAUAAUGGAACAUGACCAGCUCUCCUUCUCUUCCAUCUCAGACCAAGCAGCCUCCAUGAAAGACGAUCAGAAGGCAAACGAGCCUUUUGUGACUUCCCAGUCUCCAACUUCCAAUGACAGCUCUCUAAACAAUUAAUACAGGGGUAGCCAUACCGUUGUUUUGGUGCAUUUAUGCUACUUACCGUAAGAAAUAGAAUGCCUCAGAUUUUUUUUUCCUGAAAAUAUAAAAGCUGGAAGACUGUGCUACUUUAAUAAGGGUUCAUCACUUCUGAUGUAGAAAAGACUUCUGGGAAAAAUGUGGGAGCCACCCUAGGAAUAGGGAAAAAAUGUAGGAUGUGGCUGGGAACAUUAGGCCAUUUUGCUUGAGGGAUAAGGAGUUAGGUGUACCACUUUCAGAGGUGCCAGAGAGAAAGGCUUGCACAAGCAACUUCAUCCAACAUCUUUAGGAGAGUAGGCCUUCACUGACAUCCAGUUCAUUUAGUUGCACGCCCAUCUUGCAACUGGGUGACAUAGCAAAUUUUGGGAUGUGCACUUUUGAUUGUCAGAAGUGUAGUCCCAGAUUUAAUCUAAACACACCAAAUAUCUUAAUCUGGAAAACAUUUCCAGAGCAUUCUCCAUAGAUCUGCUGGAGUGGGGGAGUAUCUAGAUGAUCCCUCUAUUACCCAGUAACUUGCAGGUGCAAAUAAUAAUUCUAGGAAUGAAAAAACAAGUCUCUGGUCCCUCCGUUGCCCAUGCCAUUUACAUUCAAAUUUCCUACUUCCUUAAAAGGUCCCCUAAUCACAAGAAAAAUGUUGUCCUGAAGAGAGUGUGCCUUGAGUCUUCCAUGCUGUUUGUCUUUGUAUGAAAUACUUUUUUGUAAACUCUGAGAGAUAGCAAGACCAGUUCGAAGUGCUGGGUAAAAUGGGGUUGUAGGGAAGGGAGACAGCUGCAUUUCAGUCCUCUGUCCUCUGAAAUGGGCAGGAGUGGGUUUUCUUUCCAUUCCACAUAUCUAAAAAAGAGUCAGCAUAUGCCACGGUUGGCAUAGUCGUGUGCUUAUGGCAUUCUCCUAGUAGAUGGUUGGAAUCUGCAGCAGAAGGAGGACUCAGCGCUGUUUCUUCCACAGUCCAACCCAGUGCGUGCUCUCUGCUGAGCUGAUAGGUAAGUGGAGGAGCAGAAAUAGUGUCACCUUUGAACAUAGCCCCUUUUUCUUCUUUUGCUUUUCUAACUAGUACUCAGAGCACUUUGGAGGAGAAGGGAAUGUUUCAGGGCAAAAUAAUUUUUCAGUUUUUCAUAUGGCAAGAAAAAAGGAAAAAUGUCACAUUUGGUUCGGAUGGAACCGAAAUUUUUUCCCCUUGGGAAAAGUCACUAAAAAGUCAAGAUCUCGCUCAACUUCUGAAGCUGGAACCUCUUUGGCUAUAACAGGAGAGGCAUUUUAGUCCAGCUACCAGUCACUGUGCUGAAUGCAGGGACCUCGGAGUGAAUUUCGGUGAUCAGGAGAUGAGACCUAAGUGGUUGUAGUACUCUCUCUUCUGGCCUUAAGAAUCUACGAUACGGGAACCUUGAUAAUGCUUUGCAAUGAACAAAAGAUCUGGAGCACAAAUAGCCAUAUUAGGACAGCCUCCCACAUAGGAAUAGUGUAGAGGAGAGCCUUUUCCCUGCAGUGCGAGCAUGCCAGAUUGCCUGUAAUUUGGCUUUUAGUGUUUAGAGCUGAAUAAUAUUUUACUGUAAAAGAAAAAAAUGCAGUGUGUCUAGAUUUAGCGCACAUGGGAAAAAUACUUGAAAGUAAAUAACCCAAAAUAUACUGUGUUUGAGCUUAAUUAUAGCUAGCAUCAAACAGAUUUUAUAUCUUUACUGGAAAAACUUACUUUAUGGUUAAAUCAGCUGCAAGUCUUCAAUUAAAAUUUAUAUUUAUAGAAAACCAGAGCUAAAGGUUUUGAUUGUUUUGGGUUUUAUAGAUUAGGUGAGAGCAUACUGUGUUUGCAUGUUCCCAGGAAAGUGGCUAUUUUUAUACUGCUUAAGUUAACACAGUUCUAUUUAUAAUGAAUGUUAACCAAUAUAUAUGUACAUAUAUACAUAAAUAUAUUUAUAUACUGUACAUAUAUCAUAAAUCACCAGAGUUUAACAGACUUAGGAAUGGCAUUUUAGAUAAUUUUUUUUCCCUAGGCUUCUCUUUAUACAGUCAAUAAUUGAAAACUAUGGCAUUAAAAUGACACUGACAUAAAAUUAAGAGUACUGUACUACAAGAAACAUUUAUACUGGUUUUUUCGGUGGAAUUUUAUUGACUGUUUUCAGUACCUUAAAAUUCAAGUUUUCUUUUAAUUUCGGUGUAACAUUAAGCUCUAAAGGAUAUGCACAGAUGCUAAAUGAUAUACAAAAGUAAUUUUGCAGCGUGUACACAAUUGCAAAAUGUAGACACGUGAAAUGAAAGCACAGAAUUCAAAGCAGAAGUGAUAAACUAAGCAGUAUACUGUGAGGUAGGUGAGUAUUUGUUAUUUUAAACUUAAAUAAAAAGUCUGGCUUAUGCCUGCCUGCACUGUGAAGUGGGGAUUAUUUUCUUUAGUGGUGUGUGUGCGUGCACAUACUGUGCAAAAAUCCUGUCUGCAGUUGUCAAGAUUGUGCAUCCUUUAGUUAGCCUUCCUCAACUCAAGGAGGGACCAUUAAUGGCAGAGUGUGUUACCUAACCUUGUUAUUAAUUGUAGCUUAGUAUUGUGUUGAUUAUUCCUAUAGAAAAAGAGUAUUCCAAAGUGUGUUUGUUUUUGUUUCAGAUGCUGACUGAUUAUAGCAAAUAAAAAAUAGUGGC